Molecule: messenger RNA, 1326 nt
Organism: Jaculus jaculus (lesser Egyptian jerboa)
Lineage: Eukaryota; Metazoa; Chordata; Mammalia; Rodentia; Dipodidae
Gene: Gpbar1
Product: G protein-coupled bile acid receptor 1
Exons: 2
Coding region: 219-1211 (330 amino acids)
Biological process (GO): G protein-coupled receptor signaling pathway
Cellular component (GO): membrane
Molecular function (GO): G protein-coupled bile acid receptor activity
Source: RefSeq, a predicted model, not a curated record
CAGAGCCUGGGCAGGCAAGCUGGGCUCCUGCUGUCCCUAGUGGGAGCACUGUGUACUCGCUGGCCGGGACACCAGACAUGGUCCGAAGCCCUGCAAGACUGGCUGCUGUGACUCCCUGACCCUCACAGGAAAGCCCACCUACCUAGCAAGCACCACCUGUCCCCUACAACCAUGCAUGCCAACUGCAGCUCCUGGCCUACCCCAUACCAAGACCCAAGAUGACACCCAACAGCACCGGAGAGAUGUCCAGUUCCAUUCCCGUGGGGGUCCUAGGGCUCUCCCUGGCCCUGGCAAGCCUCAUUGUCACUGCCAACCUGCUCCUGGCCCUGGGCAUUGCCUGGGACCGCCACCUGCGCAGCCCACCUGCCGGCAGCUUCUUCCUGAGCCUGCUGCUGGCCGGGCUGCUCACAGGGCUGGCGCUGCCCAUGCUACCUGGGCUGUGGAGCCGAAGCCACCGGGGCUACUGGUCCUGCCUCCUCCUCUACUUGGCUCCCAACUUCUCCUUCCUCUCCCUGCUCGCCAAUCUGCUACUGGUGCAUGGGGAGCGCUACGUGGCAGUGCUGUGGCCCCUCCGCCCCCAUGGGAGCAUGCGGCUGGCCCUGCUCCUCACCUGGGCUGGCCCUCUGUUCUUUGCCAGCCUGCCUGCACUGGGCUGGAACCAUUGGAGCCCUGGUACCAACUGCAGCUCCCAAGCUGUCUUCCCAGCCCCCUACCUCUACCUCGAAGUCUAUGGGCUCCUGCUGCCUGCUGUGGGAGCUGCCGCCCUUCUCUCUGUCCGCGUGUUGGCCACUGCCCGCCGUCAGCUGCAGGACAUCCGCCGGCUGGAGCGGGCAGUAUGCCGUGACACUCCCUCAGCCUUGGCCCGGGCCCUCACCUGGAGGCAAGCCAGGGCGCAGGGCGGAGCCACCCUGCUCUUCGUACUAUGCUGGGGGCCCUACGUGGCCACGCUGCUCCUGUCCGUCUUGGCCUAUGAGAGGCGCCCGCCCCUGGGGCCUGGAACUCUGCUGUCCCUUGUCUCACUGGGCAGUGCCAGUGCAGCAGCUGUGCCUGUGGCCAUGGGUCUGGGAGAUCAGCGCUACACAGCCCCCUGGAGGGCAGCCAUCCAAAGGUGGCUGCAGGUGCUUCGAGGAAGAACCUCCAGGGACAGUCCUGGUCCCAGCACUGCCUACCACACCAGCAGCCAAAGCAGCAUUGACCUGGACUUGAACUAGGGGAAGGGCUACUGCUGCCUCCCAUCUCAGCUGCCAGGUCUCUCUGCACAGGCCUGCCCCCUCUGGUUUGAGCCACAACCCCACCCUGACCAAAUAAAAGUUCCUCUGGCCACCA